CAACGCGCGGUGGAGUGAAUAACUCGUCUCCAAGAAAGAGCAAUACCAAUCAUAUUGACAAGUGCUUGCGACAGCGAUGAGCGUGUUUGCACGACAUAUUUAACCUGGUAGAUCAUAUUAAUGAUGAUUAGCUUGUUUCGCCAACACGGAGUAUAUACCACCUGAGUGGCAGCAAUGACAGAGGCAGGAUUUAUCUGGGGCGAAUGUCAGCGUACCAGAAUCAAAGUUAGAAGAAAGAUUCCCUGGCCCGUGAACCUCGACAUCUCGUACAUCAUGGCUGCCCCGAUCAUCGAGAUCAAAGCCGCUAGUGGCCGAUCGAAAGUUGGCGAGAUAAGACUUUUCCGCAUCGUAGUCCUAGAGUGCGCAUGGCAACUAUGGAAAGCCAGAUGCCGCAGGGUGAUGAACCCCGAUCGCCCCCAAACCACCUAUAAGGAAGUUAAGAAUGCCCUAAAAGCCGGCCUCAACGACAAGCUCCACCAGGACAUAGCCCUAACAAACCGAAAUAAGUACGGACGCAAGGCCCUCCCACCAAAACUAGUGCUACACACCUGGAGCGGGAACCUACAGAACGAAGAGAGUCAACCGGACAACUGGCUGAGCAGCAGUGGGGUUUUAGUGGGUAUA
This is a messenger RNA of Cantharellus anzutake, 624 nucleotides long. RefSeq lists its product as uncharacterized. The transcript has a single exon. NCBI's taxonomy places the organism in Eukaryota, Fungi, Basidiomycota, Agaricomycetes, Cantharellales, Hydnaceae. The annotation marks the transcript as partial. The record is from RefSeq and is a predicted model, not a curated record.